AUUGAACGUUUGUUGAGCUACGUACUUUGGUGCGAUACACUUUCAAAGUAAGCAACAUGGAUAAGGGUGCUGUACAACCUAAGCUUGCCAGGGUUAAGGCAGUUGUAGGUAGAACUGGAUCACAAGGACAGUGUACGCAGGUUCGCGUGGAAUUUCUGGACGAUACAAACAGAACUAUUAUACGAAACGUUAAAGGUCCGAUUCGUGAAGGCGAUAUUUUAACUCUUUUGGAGACCGAAAGAGAAGCCAGAAGAUUACGUUAAUGUUUUCACAAUAAAGGGAUGUAUAUGA
Trichobilharzia szidati is the source of this 291-nucleotide messenger RNA. NCBI's taxonomy places the organism in Eukaryota, Metazoa, Platyhelminthes, Trematoda, Strigeidida, Schistosomatidae. The record is from the annotation of a GenBank genome assembly.